Messenger RNA from Striga hermonthica, 1086 nucleotides. The record is from the annotation of a GenBank genome assembly. Lineage: Eukaryota; Viridiplantae; Streptophyta; Magnoliopsida; Lamiales; Orobanchaceae.
AUGGCUGGUCUGACCAGCACUUUCCAUCACCCUUGCAAAUCAAAUCUCUGCAAACCCCUCAAGCCCUCAUCUUUCCACCUCCGCAUUUUUUCGCUGCGCAUCGGUGCUCCCACUACCGGCGGUUGCCUCUCCAUUUCCACAAUUCGAACCACCAUAUCCGCGCGUUACGGCGGCGGCGGUUCCUUUCAGAGGUACGAGCCUAGUUAUGAAGAUGAAGACGACGAUGAAGCCCUGGACAUCUCUUCUAUUAGUUCGGAUACUGUUAGACUUAUUGAUGAGCAGCAGAAAAUGGUUGGGAUAAUACCCAAGGCUCAGGCUGUACAAAUGGCUAAUGAUGCUAAGCUUCAGUUGGUGAUAUUAUCCCCAGACGCAGACCCUCCUGUUGUUAAAAUAAUGAAUUAUGAUAAGUAUAGAUACAAGCAGCAGAAGAAGACAAGAGAUCAGCAGAAAAAAAGUAUGGUGAAUAUUUUGAUGUCUUUUAUGCGUAUUUACAAUAUUGAUGUACACGACUAUUCUGUGCGUCUGAAAGCUGCUCACAAGUUCUUGAAAGACGGUGACAAGGUUAAGGUCAUAGUAAACAUGAAGGGGCGUGAAAAGGAAUUCAGAAAUAAUGCUAUUGAGCUUCUCAAGCGGUUCCAAGUCUUUCCGUCCUCCAGCGAACCUUCGACCGGCGAGCUCGCGCCGCCGUCGCCGCCUUCACGUCGGCGAAUCCUCCUAGCCACAGCUCCACGACCUUCACGUCAAGCCCGCAACCGAGCUCGUCGUCCACGCUGUCAGCCUGAGCCGCCUGUUUUACGACGAGCCAACGAGUCGCUGCCGUCCAGCUCGAGCCAUCCCGACCAGCUCUUUUCCAACUCUGACAAGAACACGUCGAGCCCACCAAGCCGCUGUCGAGCUCACCAGCUCGCCGUCCUUCACGAAGUCCAGCUCAGCCCUUCACGGCGACCCGAACCACCACUGCGCCCAGCUCCCUUCUCGCGCAUCCUCCACGCUGGUGGACCAUCGCUGCACCAUCCACAACAGUCCCAGCUGAAUCCCAUCGCUGGCAGCCACUGUUCACCGACGACCAGCCAUCCUGCUCGCUGA